AUGUACCGGACAGGCAGGAGAAGAGGCGUCGCCUCAAAUCCUCAGCUCUCCGCUCCGACCUUAAUUUGGUUGUCAGCAUGCCAGCCUCAAAUAGGAAGGCAUUAUGGCUUACCCCACGACGUCGGCUCUCGACGUCUCCAUCUCCCUCGAACUUUGGAGUCGUAUCUCGUCGUAUUCUUGCUGUCGGCCUGUCGCUGGCGGACCAGAAUGGCGGCCUUGAACUGA
Colletotrichum higginsianum IMI 349063 is the source of this 225-nucleotide messenger RNA. RefSeq lists its product as uncharacterized. The record is from RefSeq and is a predicted model, not a curated record. The coding region runs from base 1 to 225 and encodes 74 amino acids. NCBI's taxonomy places the organism in Eukaryota, Fungi, Ascomycota, Sordariomycetes, Glomerellales, Glomerellaceae. The transcript is spliced from 2 exons.